AUCUUGCGAUGGAUCCAGCCUUUCUUCACAUUCAUGUAGUGUCGCCAUUACGUUAACGAGAAGCGCUCAAAGACUAUUAUAAAUACGUUUCUCUCUGUUCGUUGGUGUCGUUUUUAUCAUGAGGCACAUUAUUUCCGACCCUCGCGGCAAUCCUGUUUUCACAUCAUUUGGUUCUUGGCGAAGCUAUAAUGGAAAUAGUGUAGCUUCUUCAAGGAGCAAUACUUCAGAUUAUAACCCAAGGAGUAUCCUGUUUUUGCACGUCAAAUCUUCUGAUUGGAAUUCCGUCAUCCAUAGAGCGAAAACACACCCUUCAGAAAUCUUAAUGGUUGACGACAACGACAACACACCAUUGCACGUUGCAUGUCAACUCGACCCCCCAGUCAAUAUAGUGAUUUCUCUGAAAGAAGCAAUUGCACAGACCAAUUCUUGGGGUGCAACUCCACUUCAUGUUGCCGCUAGCCAUAGGUGCAAUGCUGAAGCCUUGAAGAAAUUGAUUGACUUUUCCCCUGGAUCCCUUUCCCGGCUUUCAAGAAUGAACAGGACCCCGAUUCACUAUGCCUGCAUGUCGUACAGAGGUUUGGAUUUGAUAGCCUUUCGAGUGUUGCUGGAAGAGACCCUGAUAGAGAGUCGCCGACGUAAAGAAGAGCAACACCUGCACUAUGAUCGCGAGAAGGAAAAUUCAGAGUGCGACUCGAAAGUCAGCGUUUUCAUAGACAUUAUCAAAGAAACUAACGAGAACGUAAAAAAAACUGAGAUGUUAGAUGACGAAGAGAUUUCUCUCUUGAUCACCGAUAACGUCUCGCGACGUACAAUGGCUGCUUCACCUUCGGAUUCUCUAUCUACAUCCUCUUCAGAUAUGGGAAAAAUGAACACGACUGAUCAAGAACAGGACUAUAGUAUCGAUAAUGGUCUAUACAAGAACAACUCCAAUAUAGUGACGUGGAAAGAUACCACGGGAAAAACUCCUCUUGGAUUACUAUUUUGUCGAUAUCGUGAGCGAGUAAAACGUGUUAUUGAAAUAUUGGAGCAAAUGAAGAGCUCGGGAACAAGGAGUCCGCAAAGCCACACAUCGCUACAAACCGAUCUUGGCCACCUAUGGGGAAAGGCACGACUAAUUGUUKUGCGCUUGUCAGAAGAAUGUAACCAGCAACAACUACAGCAGCGGAAUAAAGAGUUUCAAGGAAAAAGAGAUUCUGACUCCGUAGACGAAGCUCACAAUUACUGUUCAUCUUUAGGGCAGCAAUGGUCACUGGCUGCAUCUUGGAGCAAGGAACGCUUAUCCUGCUACUCCAGAGUAAAAGAAGAAGGAAGUGAUUUUAGUACCGACAAUGAAUUUGUAGAAAUGAAGUCAUCAGACAAUGAUGAGCGUCAAUUUCGGAUUGUUCAUGCUUCCGUAGGUUUGACAGGAUACGGUUGUCCACCCGAAAUGAUUCGUUUAGCUAUGUCGAUCUACCCAUAUCAAGUCAGGGAAAUGGAUGAAGAUGGAAAUCUGGUACGCAAACUUUUCCCUCUUACAUAUUGUCUCUUUUUUAGCCUGCUUGUGAAUAUUGACUUUAUUUUUUAAACUCACUCCUUAUCCACCUAUUGGUCUCGCAUAGCCUCUGCACAUCGCUGCUUCAGCAUCUUCCCUGAAAUCUAACACGUCGAGCGGCAAUGCUGUAUCAGAAGAAGAUUCGUCAGUGUUUUCCGAUAGUAUUGUUAGCCUGUUCAGCGCUAUGUCUUUAAAUAACGGAGAAGAAGAUAGUAGCAUCGCUUCAUUCGAUAAAGUCAUACGACUCCUAUUGAAGCAAUACCCACAUGCUGCACAAACACCCCAUGGGCGAUCAGGCCGCUUGCCGUUGGUCUUGGCUGAUCACGCCGGAGAGCGAACUUGGAACGAUGGGAUGAAGACGUUACUGAGGGCAUAUCCCCCGGCAUUAUUUAGCGGGAGCAAAGGAAUUAUUCCGAUUAAUCUUUAUCCUCAUGUUUUAAGCUUGAUUGGUGGAGGGGAUCCUUCCGAAUCUCCCCAAAGAAGCAAUGCUAGCGCAACUCAUACUAUGAAUGCAAAUCCGACCCAAUCAUUGCAGCGUAGCUCAGGUAACCGAUUCAAUGGACGCAGUGAAAACAGCCUUUUACACAAUCUGUUGCUACUGAAACAGCGCCGAAUAAAAGAGCUAAUGGCGGUGGCAGCAUGCACGUCAAGUAGUAACCGAAAUUACAUGAUCAGACGACAAUCCACUCGCAAGCACUCAAAUUUACAAGUUCCAUCCUCUAGGAAGGGACAAGCCAGUCAAAGAGGGAACACACGUAGAGGCAAGGCAUCUCAAACGAAAGGACAAUUUUCAUGUUCGCAGUCGUCAAAGUAUAUUAGUAGUAGCAAGAAAGAUCCACAGAGAAAGGGAAGAAAAGAAUACGCCACGACUAUGUUUGAGCUCUUACGGGCCAAACCGGAUUUGAUCGAGACCACAAUGUCCCAUCAGAUAUUUACGAAAUCAUAAUUACACGAGAGUAGAAACAGAAACGGCGACAUUCCGCUUACAGCAACUGGAUCUAUGCGGAAACAAGAAAAAGUUAAAUUGAAGGGUCAACGAUUUUUGAAAAGAAGAAAGGUUACAAGAAGAAACUUAUUAGAGAGAAUGAGGGUGUUUGAGCAAAAGGCAUGGAAAUCUGUCCAGUAGAUUCUCAUCGGUUUCCAAAGUACUGUAUCUACUUAUUGCAAAGAAAAGUUCAAACCCUUUGUAGUUGAUAAGCAAUCUGAGACAGAAAAGUUAUGAACAGGGCAACUAGCUUAAAAUAAAGAUUGACUUCUUAAAUUUAAUAGACAACACAGCAAGUU
Molecule: messenger RNA, 2815 nt
Organism: Pseudo-nitzschia multistriata
Lineage: Eukaryota; Bacillariophyta; Bacillariophyceae; Bacillariales; Bacillariaceae
Source: the annotation of a GenBank genome assembly